GACCUGCCGAUGCCCAAUUGACAAUGUCAUAGUAUGUUUGUCGGCGUCACUGUUCUGUUGCUGAGCUGGGCCAGCUGCGCCCUCAGCGCCCAGUACCAGGAGCGCUACCUGGACGUGCCGGUCGACCACUUCAGCUUCAGCAGAACCAACGAAACCUUCAAGCUGCGCUUCUUGGUAGUGGAACAGUUCUACGUCAAAGGCAGCCCCAUUUUCUUCUACUGCGGCAACGAGGCCGACAUCACCACAUUCUUCGAUAACACCGGGUUUCUUCUGGAAAUUGCGCCCAUCUUCAACGCCCUGGUGGUUUUCGCCGAGCACCGUUACUACGGCCUGUCCAUGCCCUUAGGAGCGCGCUCUCUGAGUCCUUCUGAGGGGCUGCGCCUGCUCACCACCUCCCAAGCGCUGGCGGACUUUGUGCGUCUGAUCGACCACCUGGGGGGGCAGUACUUCGGCACCAUGCUGACCAAUGACACUUUUCCAGUGGUGGCGUUUGGCGGUUCGUAUGGCGGCAUGUUGGCGGCGUGGUUGCGCAUGAAGUAUCCCCAUGUGGUGCUGGGCGCAGUGGCCUCCUCAGCCCCAUUGCUGCAGAUGAACAACCUGGAGCUGUGCCAGGCGUUCUACCGCUCCGUCACUGAGUCGUUUGCGGCCAAUGGCAACUGCAGCUAUCCGGUGAAGUUGUCGUGGGCGGCCAUUCGAAACCUGUCGGAAACUGUGCAGGGACGACGCAGUGUUUCGCAGGUGUUCAAGUUGUGCAAGCCGCUGGAGUCUAGUGAAGAUGCCGGCAAGUUAAUCGACACCCUGGUGGAUAUUUACGUGAAUCUGGCAAUGUUGAACUAUCCCUAUCCGACUCACUUUCUGGCGCCGCUGCCCGCCAAUCCAGUGAAAUCCUUCUGCGACAAGCUGCGCAGCUUUGGGGUGGUGGAGACCGCCGUGGAGCUGCUCCAGGCGGUGUCCAGUGCGCUGGAAAUCGCCACCAAUUUCUCGGGAAACACUCAGUGCAACAACAUCGAAACCACAGUGGAACAGCCCGUUGACUACGCCUGGGACUUCCAGGCCUGCUUCGAGCUGGUGAUGCCCAUCUGCAGCUCGGCGCUGGACAUGUUCGAGCCGACCCAGUGGAACUACUCGAAAUACGCCCAGGACUGCAGCAGGAAGUACCAAGUGACGCCCUACUCCUCCAACGGGGUUCUACUGGAGCAUGGCGGGCGCAUUCUCAAGUACGCCUCCAACAUUGUCUUCAGCAAUGGGCUUUCAGAUCCCUGGUGCAGUGGCGGGGUGCUGAAGAACGUCUCAGAUUCGGUGGUGGCGGUGCUGAUUCCCCAGGCCGCCCACCAUUACGACCUGCGCGCCGCCCAUCCGGUGGACUCGCACUAUGUGCUGGAAGCCCGCAAGUUCCACGUGGGGCAGAUCAAAAAGUGGCUGAAUAUUCCGUAGAUGGUUGGGGGCGUUUCGCGCCCCCAGUUGCCAUAGACAACAAAUGACUGUUUCCGGGGGGUGAUUAAGCGGCCGCCGCUCUACAGUGCCAAAUCAGUCCGCCAAAUUAAAUCCGGCCUCAGAUUAUUACAUACCUCAGUGACGGUUCAUAAAUAUCCGGACCCCUGGCGGGUCGUUAAGGGCCGCCACCGUCAUCGCGAGAUAUUGCCGAUACUCCACGGGAAUGAUCGGGAUAAUUAACGGGACUCGUUCGCUCCAGGCCGGAAUACAUCUGAUGUAAUAUCAAGUGCAUGGAUAGGAGGGGCGGUUUUUGACAGCAAAUGACUUGGAGAGGUGUCAAAAUUUGGCUACAAAUAAAUCAUAUCUGUCAAAAAAAUAUAAUGU
Messenger RNA from Dendroctonus ponderosae (mountain pine beetle), 1818 nucleotides. RefSeq names its product lysosomal Pro-X carboxypeptidase-like. Gene Ontology annotation, molecular function: dipeptidyl-peptidase activity; serine-type exopeptidase activity. The record is from RefSeq and is a predicted model, not a curated record. Gene Ontology annotation, biological process: proteolysis. The transcript has a single exon. Bases 34 to 1434 code for a protein of 466 amino acids. NCBI's taxonomy places the organism in Eukaryota, Metazoa, Arthropoda, Insecta, Coleoptera, Curculionidae.